Messenger RNA from Lachancea mirantina, 294 nucleotides. The record is from the annotation of a GenBank genome assembly. Lineage: Eukaryota; Fungi; Ascomycota; Saccharomycetes; Saccharomycetales; Saccharomycetaceae.
AUGAGUGAGGUUAAACUCAUAUCGAGAGAUCAACAAGAGUUUACACUAUCAAACGAGGCUGCUGUGCUUUCCCCCAUGUUAAAGGGCAUGAUAUCGCGGAAGUUUGCCGAGGGCCAGGAACACGAGAUUAGACUGACAGAGAUAAGCUCUGAAGCUUUGAGACUAGUUGUUAAUUAUUUGGAAUAUCUUCAGAAGUAUCAAGAUUGCGCAGAAGACGAGGAUAUACCUGAAUUUGAAGUUCCAACCGAAAUGUCUCUGGAACUGCUGCUAGCAGCAGAUUAUUUGAAUAUCUAA